AUGGGCUCCUCAAUGGUCGCACUCGGCCUGUCAGUAUGGCAAGUCAUGCUCGCCAUCGUCAUAGGACGAAUCAUAAUAGCUGCCGUGGCAGUCGCAGUAGGAUUCAUCGGUGCCGACUGGCACAUUGGAUUCCCAGUCUACUCGCGCGCGCUGUGGGGUCUGCGUGGAUCCUACAUUCCUGUGAUUCAGCGCAUCAUGUGUGGCAUCGUGGGUAUCGCUGUGCAGUCUUAUCUGGGUGGUGUUUGCAUUACCGCGAUGCUCAGCGCCAUUUUUCCCUCCUUCCAUCGCAUGGAAAAUACGCUGCCGCUUUCUGCGAAUAUCACCACGCAGCAGCUCAUCGGCUGGGUCGUCUUCAAUCUUCUCUCGGUACCGUUCCUUUGUGCGCGCCUCGAACGAAGGAAAAUUGUGCGUGUGUUUGUGGCACUGAACGUCUAUUCAUUCUGCACGCUCCUGGCGAUCACGAUUUGGGCCGUUACUCGCGCGGGCGGUGGCGGACCACUGCUGUCGCGAGGUCCGCUACCAGACAGUGACAUUGGAUGGGGCAUCUGCAAGGCGGUCACGACAGUAAUUGGUUCAAUCGCAGUGGGACUGAUGAGCCAACCCGACUUUACUCGUUUUGCUCGCACACCAGGAGCCCAGAUCACAGGGCAAUGGACGUCGAUCUUGCUGUUCGGCACCCUCAUGCCACUUUUCGGUUGCAUCACUGCAUCAGCAACUCAGGCAAUCUACGGACAGCCCGUCUGGAACCCCACAGAGAUAGCCCUGCGAUGGCUGGAAGAUGACUACUCGGCGAAAACACGGGCUGCCAGUUUCUUCGUGGCCUUUGGUCUGAUGGCCUGUCAACUCGUGGUCAAUACAUUCGAGAAUGGAUUCAGCACUGGUAUGGAUCUCGCUGGUCUGGCGCCCAAGUACCUCGACAUCCGGCGCGGAGCCCUUCUCGCACUGGCAGUAGCCUGUUGCUCAUGUCCCUGGCAGCUCCUCACGAGUGCAUCGGUUUUUCUCAAUGUCGUCUCGUCGUACACCAUCAUUAUCGGUCCCAUCUUAGGGAUACAGAUCUGCGAUUACUUCGUUAUUCGACGCCGUCGCCUUCAAUUAUCUGCGCUCUACGACACGGACCCGUACGCUCCGUAUUGGUAUACUCAUGGCUUCAACUGGCGAGCCAUUUUCGCGUGGGUGGUCACGUGGGCACCGCAGUUGCCGGGCUUCAUCAAUGCGAUCAAUCCAGGCGUUCAUGUCACAUUUGGCGCGGCGAAGCUCUUUGACCUCUCAUUCCUGUUCGGGGGUGCAACAGGAUUCUUGCUGUAUCUUGGCGUGAACCUUGCCUUUCCGACAACAAACCCGGCACAGGUCGACCAAGUCGACAUAUUCAACAUUUUCACUGAACAGGAAGCUGAUCGACAUGGCAUGAAAGGAGGUUUUCAGAGUGGCGUUACGGAAGUACCCUAG
Alternaria ventricosa is the source of this 1446-nucleotide messenger RNA. RefSeq lists its product as uncharacterized. The coding region runs from base 1 to 1446 and encodes 481 amino acids. Gene Ontology annotation, cellular component: plasma membrane. The record is from RefSeq and is a predicted model, not a curated record. The transcript has a single exon. Gene Ontology annotation, molecular function: nucleobase transmembrane transporter activity. Lineage: Eukaryota; Fungi; Ascomycota; Dothideomycetes; Pleosporales; Pleosporaceae. Gene Ontology annotation, biological process: transmembrane transport; nucleobase transport.